Emericellopsis cladophorae is the source of this 2094-nucleotide messenger RNA. Its product is annotated as ATP-dependent RNA helicase-like protein. The transcript has a single exon. The coding region runs from base 1 to 2094 and encodes 697 amino acids. Gene Ontology annotation, biological process: maturation of SSU-rRNA. NCBI's taxonomy places the organism in Eukaryota, Fungi, Ascomycota, Sordariomycetes, Hypocreales, Bionectriaceae. Gene Ontology annotation, cellular component: 90S preribosome. The record is from RefSeq and is a predicted model, not a curated record. Gene Ontology annotation, molecular function: nucleic acid binding; ATP binding; RNA helicase activity.
AUGGCGCCUGCAAAUCCCAAGUCUGGGGCCCCAGCAUCCUCUGCUCGUGACGUGUUCAAGCUCCUGACCCGAGGCUCCAAUCGAAAAUCAGCACCAGCGAGCACAGCCGUCCUCCCAUCCGCUGGCGCAAAGGCGAAUCCCCAACUCUACCACGACCAAGUUCGAGGCCACAAACGCAAGCGACCGAGCCAAGAUGCCGAAGCACCUGUUGCCGAAGACCUACCCGUCGUAGAUUUUUUCGCGCCCAAGCAGGACGAGGCCAAAGUCGACAAGAAGAGGCCCAAGCGCCAGACCAGUCCGGAGCGGAAGCCCGCGCAGCUGCUGAGCAGCGAUGAGUGCCGCCACGUGCUCAAGUCGCAUCGCAUCAAGGUGACGCUCAUGUACAAGCCUGCCGAGCCACAGACGGUUAAAAAGUCGAAAAAGAAGAAGAGCAAGGUUGCGGACGAAUUCGAGGAGCUGGUGGCGCAAAGCAAAAAGGGCGAGAAGAAGCAGCUGAAUCCGCAACCGUUGGAAUCUUUCUCUCAGUUGAGGGGUCAAUAUGGUCUCUCGAGACGGGUGGCAGAGAAUCUGGUACAUCAGGGAUUCCGACAGCCGACAGAGGUGCAACUAGGCAGCCUGCCCACGCUCCUGGAUCCGAGUGUCGCGCUGCAGGAAGAGUCAGGACUCCAGGAUGGUGUGGACUUCAUGGCCGUCGCACCGACGGGAAGCGGCAAGACAGUCAGCUUCCUGAUUGCUGCGAUCAACAACAUCACAUGGCGGAGAGGGAAAGGAGGAAAGCACGGGCUAGAGGCUGUCAUUGUGGCACCGACAAGGGAGCUCGUACAUCAGAUCGUCAACGAGGGCAACAAGCUUGUACAAGGCACAGGUCUCAAGGUCGUGGGCAUGCGAAGAGGCACAAAGCCGGUCAUUGAGGAGGUCAACCCCCCGGAAGACGACCCAGAAGAUGAGGACGACGGUGAUGCGGCAGACUCCGAGUCUGACGAAGACAACGCGGCGCCGAAACAAAAGAAGGCUACGUAUGCCGACAUACUCGUCACCACGCCGGGCCUUCUCAUCAAAUUCCUCUCCAAGCAGAAAAGGACGCUGUCCACUGUCAAAGACCUCAUCCUCGACGAGGCGGAUGUGCUUCUCGACCCCCUGUUCCGCGACCAAACGCUCUCGCUGUGGACCUCCUGCACCCAUCCAUCUUUACGAUUAUCGUUCUGGUCUGCUACCAUGGGCUCCAACAUUGAGACGCUCGUCACCUCCACCAUCCAGACCCGGGCGCAGUCACUCGAGACGACCCCCAAGCCGCUGGUCCGCCUGGUCGUCGGCCUAAAAGACACGGCCGUGCCCAACGUCACGCACAAACUCCUCUUCACAGGCAAUGAGGCAGGAAAGCUCCUUGCCAUCCGCUCCUUGAUCCGUCCCACCGCCAAGGACGACCUCAAGAUCCGCCUGCCCUUCCUCGUCUUCACCGAGACCAUUGAGCGCGCGACAGCCCUGCACGACGAGCUACGGUACGACAUUCCCGUUUCCGCCGGCGGCUCCGGUCGCAUCGCGGCGCUCCACUCCGGUCUCAACGACGCCUCGCGCUCCGCCAUUGUGCGCAAGUUCCGGGCGGGCGAGAUCUGGCUACUCAUCACCACCGACCUGCUCGCCCGCGGUCUGGACUUUCGAGGCGUCAACGGCGUCGUCAACUACGACGUGCCCACCAGCGCGGCAUCCUACAUUCACCGCUCUGGCCGGACGGGGCGGGCCGGGCGCGAGGGCGGCAUCGCCGUCACCAUGUGGACGCACGACGAUAUUCCCAUCCUCAAGACGGUCGCCAACGUCAUCGUGGUCAGCGAGCGGCAGGCCGGCAUGGACAAGGAAGAAGAGAGCGCCGUGCCCAAGUGGCUGCUCGAACGGCUGCCGGACGUGAGCAAGGAGGAGCGGAAGAAGCUGAAGAAGAGCGGGAAGAGGAGAACGGACCACAAGAUUACGAGCACGAGUGGUGUGGAGAGGCAGAAGGAGAACAACCGCAAGGGGGCGAUUGAGGCGAGCAAGAAGAGGAAGAAGCAGAGCAACGGGGAGGAGGCUGUGAACGAGGAAUGGGGUGGCUUUGACGACUGA